Molecule: messenger RNA, 3396 nt
Organism: Dioszegia hungarica
Lineage: Eukaryota; Fungi; Basidiomycota; Tremellomycetes; Tremellales; Bulleribasidiaceae
Product: SNF2 family N-terminal domain-containing protein
Exons: 22
Coding region: 1-3396 (1131 amino acids)
Biological process (GO): nucleosome organization; regulation of transcription by RNA polymerase II
Cellular component (GO): nucleus; chromatin
Molecular function (GO): DNA binding; ATP hydrolysis activity; histone binding
Source: RefSeq, a predicted model, not a curated record
AUGGUAGGUCUCAUCGCAGACACGAGGAUGCGAGGCUGCGCGCAUACCUCACGAUCUGAUUCGACUGACAUACCUCAGAACCCUCUGCUCUCCGCGUCAAGCGCUCUCAAGCCUGGGAAUGGGGUCGAGGAUGAUAAGCUGUCCGACUAUGUCCCGGGCUCAAGGGAUAUCUCGGUAUCAAGAGCUCCUUCCGCGGUCGCAUCUGAUGAAGUCCUCGGAGGGCCUUCUGGUGGGGCCGGCGAUGGCGGCGAGGACGAGCUCGAGGAGGAUGAGGAUGAGAUCAUGGACGAGGAUGAUAUGAUGGGUGAUCCUGCGACCGUCACCCCAUCCGCGAAAAGAAAGCGUGAUCAAGCCGAUGCUAAAAAGGCCGCAACAGCAGCUAGAAAGGCGGACAUCUCGGAGAUUGGGAAGCGGCGUUCAGCUGUCGAAGACGCGAAAUUUGCCGAUUCGAUGAAGCGGUUCAGCUAUCUUCUUGGCCAGACUGAGCUCUUCCAGCACUUUAUCGAUCUCAAGAAAAAGCGCGAGCCAGAGUUCGCGGCUAUGCUGGAUGAGCAAAUGGCUAAGACUGCAAAGAAGGGCAAAGCGCGUGCCAACGAUGCCAGGCACCGCAAGUCCGAGAAGGAGGAAGACGAGGAAUUGCUCAAGGAGGGAGAUGAGGGGGAUGCCGCCUACGUGUUUGAGGAAAGCCCACCUUUCGUCAAAGGUGGCCAGAUGCGAGACUACCAAGUCCAGGGUCUGAACUGGAUGGCUUCGCUGCAUCAUAACGGUAUCAACGGAAUUUUGGCGGAUGAAAUGGGUCUCGGCAAGACCCUUCAGACCAUCUCGUUCCUCGGGUACCUCCGAGACCACCUCGGCACGAGCGGACCUCAUCUCAUCGUCGUUCCCAAGUCGACCCUGCAGAACUGGGACCGAGAGGUCCACAAGUGGGUGCCAGGGUUCACGACGCUGCUCUUGCAGGGUACCAAAGAGGAGAGGGCCGCGCUCGUCGCCGACCGGGUCCUGAAGCAAGACUUCGACAUUCUCAUCACCUCGUACGAAGUCGCCAUGCGGGAAAAGACGACUCUCAAAAAGUUCUCAUGGGAAUACAUUAUCAUCGACGAGGCGCACCGGAUCAAGAAUGUCGAUUCGCUCCUUAGUCAGAUCAUCCGGACAUUCGUCUCGCGCGGACGACUGUUGAUUACGGGUACCCCGCUCCAGAACAACUUGCAAGAGUUGUGGGCGUUGUUGAACUUCAUCCUUCCGGAUGUGUUCUCUUCCAGCGAGGACUUUGAUGCCUGGUUCAAGACCAAGGACGAUUCCGACCCCGACGCAGUCGUCAAGCAAUUGCACAAGGUCUUGCGCCCCUUCUUGCUCCGGCGAGUUAAGGCGGAUGUGGAGCAUUCGUUGUUGCCUAAAAAAGAGAUCAACCUGUAUGUGGGCAUGACGGAGAUGCAGCGGAAGUGGUACAAGAUGUUGCUGGAGAAGGAUAUCGAUGCUGUCAACGGCGUGGGAGGAAAGAAGGAGGGCAAGACGAGAUUGUUGAAUAUCGUCAUGCAACUGAGGAAGUGCUGUAACCAUCCCUAUCUCUUUGACGGCGCCGAGCCUGGACCGCCCUAUACUACCGACGAGCACCUUAUUGACAACGCCGGCAAGAUGGUCAUCCUCGACAAGCUACUCAAGUCAAUGAAGGCCAAGGGCUCCCGAGUCCUCAUCUUCUCCCAGAUGAGCCGUGUAUUGGACAUCCUGGAGGACUACUGCCAAUUCCGAGGACACAACUACUGCCGGAUCGACGGUGGAACAGACCACGAUACCCGUACCGCCAAUAUCGACGACUAUAAUGCACCCGGAAGUGAGAAGUUUGUCUUCUUACUGACUACGCGUGCGGGAGGAUUGGGUAUCAACUUGGUCACUGCCGAUAUCGUCGUGCUCUUUGAUAGUGACUGGAAUCCCCAGGCAGAUCUACAAGCUAUGGACCGAGCACACCGGAUCGGCCAAACCAAGCAGGUCUAUGUGUUCCGGUUCAUCACGCAGGAUGCGGUCGAGGAGCGGAUCCUGGAACGGGCGACGCAGAAGUUGAAGCUGGAUCAGCUGGUCAUUCAGGAAGGUCGGGCUCAGACCGCUGCCAAGGCUGCGCAGAACAAAGAUGAGCUGCUCGACAUGAUCCAGCACGGCGCGGACAAGAUCAUCAAUGCCUCGAACAACAUGCUCAUUGAUGAGGAUAUUGACGAGAUCAUUCGGCGCGGAGAGGACAAGACUGCCGAGCUGCAAAAGAAGUAUGCGGACCUCGAUCUUGACGCACUCAACAACUUCAAGUCGGAAAGUAUGGUGAACCAGUGGGAGGGCGAGGAUUACACUGGCAAGCGACCGAAAGGGAUGAUCUGGAUCGAACCCGCAAAGCGUGAACGUAAAGGCAAUUACUCGAUCGACCAAUACUACCGUGACAACUUGAAGACGGGUGGACCUAGCGCGCCCAAGACGGACAAGCCAAAGAUUGCUCGCCCGCCCAAGCAGGUCAAUAUCCACGAUUUCCAGUUCUACCCUAUGCGGCUGGUCGAGCUGCAGCAGAAGGAGUAUGAUGCGCAUAUGAAAGCGCAGAAUUACGUCGUUCCUGCGCGUGAGCCAGAGGCGGGCGAGACGGCCGAGCAGGUUGAGAAGGAGAGAUUAGAGGAGCAGGAGAAGAUCAACAAUGCUGAGCCUUUGACGGAAGAAGAGAAUGCGGAGAAGGACGCGUUGGCAGACGAGGGGUUCCCCGACUGGAACAGGCGGCAUUUCCAGUCGUUCAUCAAAGGCCUCGAAAGGUUCGGGCGGGACCAGCUCGACAAGGUCGCUGUGGAGAUUGCGGACCAUACCGAGGAGAGUGUACGCAAGUACGCCAAAGUGUUCUUUGAGCGGUACACCGAGAUUGAGAACGCCGAUCGGCAUAUGGACCGAAUCACGACCGGCGAGUCCAAGCUCAAGGAGCAAUCCGAACGGAUCGACGCGCUCCACUGGAAGGUCAAGUCCAACAGCUACCCCAUGCAGGACAUGAAGAUCACGUAUGGCCAAAACAAGGGUAAAAGCUAUUCGGACGAGGAGGACCGGUUCCUCCUCGUCAGGAUGCACCACCAUGGGAUCGACAGGGAGGAUUGCUAUGAUUUGAUCAAGCGGGAUAUUGGCGAGUGGCCGUUGUUCAGAUUCGACUGGUUCUUCAAGUCCCGGACGCCGGAUGAGCUCAAGCGGAGAGGCCAGACGCUCAUUCUGUGCGUGAUGAAGGAUUACAAUAAGGAGGAUGAAAAGGAGAAGGAGUCGAAGCCUGCCAAGCCGAGUGGAAAAAAACGCGCGAUAGAUGAGCUCAAGAAUGGGGGCGCGAGUCGGGAUACUACACCUGGAUCGGCGGCGACGGGGAAGAAUGGGGCGAGUAAGAAGCGGAAGACAUGA